Messenger RNA from Lactuca saligna, 1383 nucleotides. Lineage: Eukaryota; Viridiplantae; Streptophyta; Magnoliopsida; Asterales; Asteraceae. The record is from the annotation of a GenBank genome assembly.
CCAGUUUUGUGGUUAAGUCCGAUAACACAGAGUCAGUGACACAAACGCUCCGACUCCGACUCCGACACAUCAAUGGUGUUGCAAUUGUCGAAGCUCCCAUUAUUUCGCCGUUGCGGGUGGCUUAGCUCCAGCAAUGGAGUCUUCUUCACAUCCGAACAUCAAAACUUCUCUCAGCUUCCAGUGAGAUGGCCCAACACCCACAAAAAUUGUCCAGUCAGAAGCUUCGCCACUCUAAAGUCAGGAAAAGUUAUACCACCAAAGAAGAAGAAGAGAUUGGAUGAAGUAUGUCUUGAAAGGUUUCAGCAGUACAGUCGAAACUACAUUCAAUCAUGGAUCCUACAAGGCAAGGUAAUUGUUGAUGGGAGAGUUGUAACUAAAUCUGGACACCCUGUUUCUGAUAAAUCCGUUGUGGAAAUCAAGGCUGAAAUCCCAAAAUAUGUAUGUAGAGCAGGACAUAAAUUAGAAGCUGCCAUUGAACAGCUAGGAAUUGAUGUUACUGGUAAAGUGGCUCUUGACUCAGGGCUAUCUACUGGAGGGUUUACUGAUUGCUUGCUUCAGUAUGGUGCUUCUUUUGUUUAUGGUGUUGAUGUAGGAUAUGGACAGGUGGCGGAUAAAAUUCGUCGAGAUGAACGUGUCUCGGUUAUUGAAAGGACAAACCUAAGAUAUCUUACUGAACUUCCUCAGAAAGUUGACUUGGUGACUUUGGAUCUUUCAUUCAUUUCUAUACUUGUGGUCAUGCCUGCUGUUAUUAGCCUGAUGAAAGAAGAAGCUACUUUAGUUACACUAAUCAAACCUCAAUUCGAGGCUCGUAGAUCACAAGUGGGAGGAGGUGGAAUUGUGAGAGAUCCCUUGGUUCAUCAAGAGGUGCGUGAAAAGAUAGUGAAGGGUGUGGAAGAUCUAGGAUUCCAAUGCAAUGGCUGGAUAGAGUCUCCAUUAAAGGGUGCUGAAGGAAACAUAGAAUUCCUGGCUUGUUUUAGUAGAACAACCGAUAUAAGAGUUGACUCACCAGUUAAAGUAGAGUAGAUUAUUAGAAUAACUAAAGUUUUGGGAACAGAUGUUAUAAAAGUAUCCAAUGUUAAUGACAGCAUGAAAUGAAAUGUUCAUACUAAUUUAGCUUUUUAGCAUUUCAAGUGGUAAUUUUAGACCAAACACUUGGCCUACCACUGUAAACCAUGAUACCAAGUAUCUGUCUGUUGAAUUAUGAUCAGCAAGAAGUAGCUUCAUCCACUCGCUUGUCCCACAUGGAUGUAACAUGUACCAUGGUCUAUUCAAGUAUGGGUGCUCCUAUAUAGUUAUGAAAGUCCAUUUUGAAUCCAUCAGCACAUCGCUCGAUUUGCUUGGUAGGUUCUUUUCAAUUUCACCAACGUUUAGAGGUUGUCCAUC